Molecule: messenger RNA, 3156 nt
Organism: Thyridium curvatum
Lineage: Eukaryota; Fungi; Ascomycota; Sordariomycetes; Thyridiales; Thyridiaceae
Exons: 2
Coding region: 1-3156 (1051 amino acids)
Biological process (GO): tricarboxylic acid cycle
Cellular component (GO): mitochondrion; oxoglutarate dehydrogenase complex
Molecular function (GO): oxoglutarate dehydrogenase (succinyl-transferring) activity; thiamine pyrophosphate binding
Source: RefSeq, a predicted model, not a curated record
AUGCUUUUGAGCACUCUCUGUAAGUCCGGCAGCCGCGUGCUGCGCGGAUCUGCCCUGCGAACUGCUUCGUCCUCGUCGCGAUGCCUGUCAACAACAGCUCUUCCCAAGGGCGCCUCGGGCCGCCUCACUGCUGGCCGUCGGCCCUUGGCCCUCUCCUCCCAGAAGCGCUUCGCCAGCGCCACUGCCUCCUCGCCCGAUCCCAACGACAACUUCCUCUCCGGCAACACUGCCAACUACAUUGACGAGAUGUACAUGCAGUGGAAGGAGGACCCCAAGAGCGUCCACGUCUCGUGGCAGGCCUACUUCAAGAACAUGGAGAGCGGCGACAUGCCCAUCUCCCAGGCCUUCACCCCUCCCCCGAACCUGAUCCCUGGUGCUGCCGCCGCCGUUCCUGGCCUCGCUGCUGGCGCCGGUGUUGGCAUCGGCGAGGGCUCCGACGUGAUGAACCAUCUCAAGGUCCAGCUGCUCGUCCGUGCAUACCAGGCUCGUGGCCACCACAAGGCCAACAUCGACCCGCUUGGCAUCCGACAAGAGUCCAAGGGCUUCGGCAAUAUCAAGCCCAAGGAGCUCAACCUAGAGCACUACCAGUUCACCGAGAAGGAUCUCGACACCGAAUACUCCCUCGGUCCCGGUAUCCUGCCUCGAUUCAAGCGCGAUGGCCGCGAGAAGAUGACUCUGCGCGAGAUCAUCGCCGCUUGCGAAAAGAUCUACUGCGGCUCCUACGGUGUCGAGUUCAUCCACAUUCCCGACCGAGAGAAGUGCGACUGGCUCAGGGAACGCCUCGAGGUGCCCCAGCCCUUCAAGUACUCCAUCGACGAGAAGAGGCGCAUCCUCGACCGUCUUAUCUGGAGUUCCAGCUUUGAAGCUUUCCUCGCGACCAAGUACCCCAACGACAAGCGUUUCGGUCUCGAGGGUUGCGAAACCCUGGUUCCCGGUAUGAAGGCUCUGAUCGACCGCAGUGUCGACUACGGCGUCAAGGACAUUGUCAUCGGCAUGCCUCACCGUGGCCGUCUCAAUGUUCUCAGCAACGUUGUCAGGAAACCCAACGAGUCCAUCUUCAGCGAGUUCGCCGGUACCUCUGGCGCUGAGGAUGAGGGAUCCGGCGAUGUCAAGUACCAUCUUGGUAUGAACUUUGAACGACCCACCCCCUCCGGCAAGCGUGUCCAGCUUUCUCUCGUCGCCAACCCCUCCCAUCUCGAGGCUGAGGAUCCCGUCGUCCUGGGCAAGACCCGGGCUAUCCAACACUACAACAACGAUGAGACCACCCAUCGUAGCGCUAUGGGUGUCCUGCUGCACGGUGACGCCGCCCUUGCCGCCCAGGGUGUCGUGUACGAGUGCCUCGGAUUCCACUCCCUCCCUGCCUUCUCGACCGGUGGCACUAUCCACCUGGUCGUGAACAACCAGAUCGGUUUCACCACCGAUCCCCGCUUCGCCCGCUCUACCGCGUACUGCACCGACAUUGCCAAGGCCAUCGACGCUCCAGUUUUCCACGUCAAUGCCGACGAUGUCGAGGCCGUCAACUUCGUGUGCCAGCUCGCCUCGGACUGGCGCGCCGAGUUCCAGCAGGAUGUUAUCAUCGACCUGGUCUGCUACCGCAAGCACGGCCACAACGAGACCGACCAGCCUUCCUUCACCCAGCCGCUCAUGUACAAGCGCAUCCAGGCCCACGACCCCCAGAUCGAUAUCUAUGUCAACCAACUGCUGAAGGAGGGUACCUUCACCAAGGAGGACAUUGAGGAGCACAAGCAGUGGGUGUGGGGCAUGCUCGAGGACAGCUUCAGCAAGUCCAAGGACUAUCAACCCUCUUCCAAGGAGUGGACUACUUCGGCUUGGCACGGCUUCAAGUCGCCCAAGGAGCUGGCGACCGAAGUCCUCCCUCACAACCCCACCGGUGUGGACAAGCAGACCCUGGAGCACAUCGGCGAGGUUAUCGGCUCGGCUCCGGAGGGCUUCCAAGUCCACCGCAACCUGAAGCGUAUUCUCUCUAACCGGACCAAGUCUGUUGUCGAGGGCAAGAACAUCGAUUGGUCUACGGCCGAGGCUCUGGCCUUUGGUUCCUUGGUCACUGAGGGCCAUCACGUCCGCGUCUCUGGCCAGGAUGUUGAGCGUGGUACCUUCUCCCAGCGCCAUGCCGUCUUCCACGACCAGGAGACCGAGGAUACCUACACUCCGCUCCAGCACAUCAGCAAGGACCAGGGCAAGUUCGUCAUCUCCAACUCAUCUCUGAGUGAGUUUGGCGCCCUCGGCUUCGAGUACGGUUACUCCCUGACGUCGCCCAACGCUCUCGUCAUGUGGGAGGCUCAGUUUGGCGACUUUGCCAACAACGCACAGUGCAUCAUUGACCAGUUUGUUGCCUCGGGCGAGAUGAAGUGGAUGCAGAGGACCGGUCUUAUCAUGUCGCUGCCUCACGGUUACGAUGGUCAGGGUCCUGAGCACUCUUCGGGUCGUCUCGAGCGCUACCUUCAGCUCUGCAACGAAGACCCUCGCGUCUUCCCAUCAGAGGAUAAGCUCCCCAGACAACAUCAGGACUGCAACAUGCAGAUCGCCUACAUGACAUCGCCUGCCAACCUGUUCCAUAUCCUGCGCAGACAGAUGCACAGGCAAUUCAGGAAACCUCUAAUCAUCUUCUUCUCCAAGUCUCUGCUGAGGCAUCCUAUCGCCCGCUCCGACAUUGAGGAGUUCACUGGCGACUCUCAGUUCCACUGGAUCAUCCCUGACCCCGCUCACCAGUCGAACGAGAUCAAGGCUCCUGAGGAGAUCAGCCGCGUGAUCCUCUGCUCUGGUCAGGUUUACGCUGCCCUCGUCAAGCACCGUGCUGAGAAGAAGCUCGACGAUGUGGCUAUCACCCGUGUCGAGCAGCUUCACCCCUUCCCAUGGGAGCAGCUCCGCGAGAACCUGGACCAGUACCCCAACGCCAAGACCAUCGUCUGGGCUCAGGAGGAGCCUCUCAACGCCGGUGCAUGGAGCUUCGCACAGCCCCGUAUCGAAACCUUGUUGAACAACACCCAACACCACCACCGCAAGCACGUCAUGUACGCCGGCCGCAACCCCAGUGCUUCUGUAGCCACUGGCCUGAAGUCGUCACAUGUCAAGGAGGAGCAGGCACUGCUCGAGAUGGCUUUCUCUGUCAAGCAGGACAAGCUCAAGGGCGAGUAA